This is a messenger RNA of Cercocebus atys (sooty mangabey), 2478 nucleotides long. It is a transcript of the gene PLD6, whose product is annotated as phospholipase D family, member 6. Lineage: Eukaryota; Metazoa; Chordata; Mammalia; Primates; Cercopithecidae. Gene Ontology annotation, biological process: piRNA processing. The record is from RefSeq and is a predicted model, not a curated record. The transcript has 2 exons. Bases 1 to 675 code for a protein of 224 amino acids. Gene Ontology annotation, cellular component: mitochondrion. Gene Ontology annotation, molecular function: RNA endonuclease activity producing 5'-phosphomonoesters, hydrolytic mechanism.
AUGGGGCGGUUGCGGUGGCAGGUGGCGGCCGCGGCGGCUGUGGGCCUGGCUCUGGCCCUGGAGGCGCUGCCCGGGGUGCUGCGCUGGCUGCGGUCCAGGCGGCGGCGGCCGCGGCGCGAGGUCCUGUUCUUCCCGUCGCAGGUGACCUGUACCGAGGCUCUGCUGCGGGCUUCGGGCGCGGCGCUGGCCAGGCUCCCCGAGGGCUGCCCGUGCGGCCUCCCCCACGGCGAGAGCGCGCUGAGCCGCCUGCUGCGUGCCCUGUUGGCCGCCCGCGCCAGCCUGGAGCUUUGCCUGUUCGCCUUCUCCAGUCCGCAGCUGGGCCGCGCUGUGCAGUUGCUGCACCAGCGCGGGGUGCGAGUGCGGGUAGUCACCGACUGCGACUACAUGGCCCUCAACGGCUCGCAAAUCGGCCUGCUGCGCAAGGCAGGGAUCCAGGUCCGGCACGAUCAGGACCUGGGCUACAUGCAUCACAAGUUUGCCAUCGUGGACAAGCGGGUGCUCAUCACUGGCUCGCUCAACUGGACCACGCAAGCCAUCCAGAACAACAGGGAGAACGUUCUCAUCAUGGAGGACGACGAGUACGUGCGGCUUUUUCUGGAAGAAUUUGAGCGCAUCUGGGAAGAGUUUAACCCUACAAAGUACACCUUUUUCCCGCAAAAAAAGAAAAGCCACUGAAGCUGUGCCCCGCCUGUCUCCAGAGCUGGAGGGAAAUCACUUUCAUGGCACAGAACUUGCCGCACCUCCAGGCAAAACCAAACCUAACCAAGAAUGGGGCUGAGCCCUCCCUGCGGGCUGCUGUGCCUUCUGAGGGAGGGAGGCCUCACGUUACACCAAAUUCUCAUCUCUUAGAAUACUAAGUUGAACGAAAGAAGGUUAGGAAGGGGAAAUUUCUGUUAUUUCAGGUCAGUUAUUUUGGGCCAGACCUUUUCUUUGGCCCUUUGCCAAAAUAACUUCAGUCAUGACCUGCCAUGGGUGCUUUCAGGAGUGUGGUCCGUAUCUCGGUUUGGAAUCGAAGCUUCUGCCACAGCACAGAAAAGGCACAGUGCCUUUUCCGGGUCGGUCCCAUUCCCUUCCCUGAUUCUAGAAAAGCCCCUUCUGCUUUGGCUGACGUGGCCCCUUUCGGCAUCUCCCUGAGAGUUCUUCCCUCUCUCCGUGUGGCACGACUGGGGUUGGUUGGGGCCAACAGUCUCCUUGUCCCUCACAGUCUGUCCCUGUCAGGGCUCGAUCCUCAGAGCGGGGAGAGGAAAUGGAAGUCAGGAGGAAGGGAAGAUGUGAGUGUGCGGUGUGGGUGGCAGAAGCAGCCUUUGGGCAACCCCGUGAGCGCCAUUGCCACCAAAGGCUGGCUGUUCCCUUGCUUCCUUGUAUAAUUCCUCUUUAAAACCAGUGUGCCCGCCAGUGCCAAGCUCUGAAGCAGCCUGUCCGUGGGUAGUAAGUGCCGUGGUCUGUCAGGACUGAUGGCCAGCAGCUGUUUCUUUUCUGUGAGAGGGAGUCUUACUCUGUGGUCCAGGCUGGAGUGCAGUGGCGCAACCUCGGCUCACUGCAACCUCUGCCUCCUGGGUUCAAGCGAUUCUCCUGCCUCAGCCUCCCGAGUAGCUGGUAUUACAGGCGCCCGCGACAACAUGUGGCUAAUUUUUUUUUUUUUUUUGGUAUUUUUAGUAGAGACAGGAUUUCACCAUGUUGAUCAGGCUGGUCUCGAACUCCUGACCUCAAGUGAUCCACUCACCUCAGCCUCCCAAAGUGCUGGGAUUACAGGUGUGAGCCACCACGCCUGGCUGGGGUUUUAACUUUUAACGUCCUAAUGUUUAAGGUAAUUGUGUUGUGUGUUUAGAAGUGACCUCACCUUUAACACCUGUGGAGUUAGUGCAUGCACAUUGCUGGCUCAGCGUAACCCAUCACGGGACUGGAGGAGAGGAGAGGAGGGAAGAGGAGAGCAGCUUCAGGCUGUGGUGUCUCCCACAUCUGUGUUCUUAUUUUCAGCUCAGGGUUUGCAUUCCCAGGUAGAACAGGUGUCAUAUGUUGUGAAAUGUUCCAGGUUAUUUGUUUAUAAUGUGUGUGUCAUAUAUAGAUAGCUCCAAUGACAUCUGAAGUUGUGACUUCACUACCUUGUCAUAUUUCUGUAUGAUGAGCCCCAGGGCCCGUCCUGCGGUCUGCUGGCCAUGUGCUUGGUCUCACCUCCCCAGCCCAUGCUGACGUUACCACCCAGAGACCCUUCAGUGCUGUGUGUUUUUGCUUUUUAGGGUUACUUUUGACUCACAGUGUUAGGCAGGCCAGCUUGGAAGUUAAGUUUUAAAAAAAUUCAAUUGAAGCUGUAAAGCAAAAUGUACAGAUGGGAAGUCACCAGAAAUUUGUUUUAGUUUGUGAAUUUCCACAGUGUAUGUUCUGGAAAGAAAAUGGGAGAGUGUGUAAAGCAUCUCCUGCAGGCGAAGCUGCGUGACCCUGGACUUCUGGCUCAUCUGAAUAAAUGUGUUCUUAUUCUGG